Molecule: messenger RNA, 986 nt
Organism: Dentiscutata erythropus
Lineage: Eukaryota; Fungi; Glomeromycota; Glomeromycetes; Diversisporales; Gigasporaceae
Source: the annotation of a GenBank genome assembly
AAUAUUUAGAAAUAUUGGCUACUAUUAGUUCUAAUAAAAAAUUAAAAAAAAAUGAUGGUAGUUCUGGAAAAUUAAUAACAAAUUUUUAUGAAUCAUCAACAAAAAUUGAAAAAAGUAAAAAAGAUAGAAUUGAUCAAGCAUUAAUUAGAUUUUUUAUAUGUUGUGGUAUUCCAUUUUCUACUGUUAGACAUCCAUAUUUUAUAGAUUUUAUUCAAUGUCUUUGUCUUGGUUAUAUUCCUCCUGAAAGAAAAACUCUUUCAUCAACUAUUUUAAGUCAAGAAAUUUCUACUGUUUUAAUUAAAAUUAACAAGGAACUUGAACAUGAAAAUAAUUUAACCUUGGAUGGAUGGUCUACCCCUUUAGGAAAAUCUAUUUAUGCUUUUGUAAUUAUUACACCAAGUAGAAAGCAAUAUAUUUAUAGCUUAGUAGAUGAAUCAAGCAAAUCUCAUACAGGUUCUUUUAAUGCUUCUGAAAUUGAAAAAGUUUUAAUAUCAGUUGGUAUUAAAAAAUUUGCAGCUAUAGUUUCAGAUGCAGAAUCUGCUAUGCAAUUAGCAAAACAAAUAAUUGCUACUAAAUAUCCUUACAUUUUACCUAUAAGAUGUAUUGCUCAUCAUAUUAAUCUUAUAACUUCUCAUAUUAUUAAAUUAGAUUUUGCUAAAAAUGUUUUCACAAAAUGUCAAAAUUUAAUAACAUUUUUUAAAACUUCUUACCGUGCUGGUGCUGCUCUUCAAGAAGAUAUUAUUAAUUCUUUUAUAAAAGGUGGUGGAUUAAAAACUUCAGUAAAAACAAGAUGGUUUACAGCAUGGAAUUGUUGUAAUUCUAUUAUUAGAUUAGAAAAUAGCCUUAAAAAUUUCUGGCAAGAUGUAGAACAAUUAGAAAAUAUACUUGCACCUGCUAAAAGAGCAAUUCAAGCACAAUUAUCAGAAAAUGAUGAAAAUUCUGAUAUUGAUUUAGAAGCAAUUCUUGAUAAGGAACUUCAAAAUUAA